AUGGUAACUCUGGCGAUGUCUCCCUCCGGUCGUCCACCGGACGAUUCGACUUCAACUCCGAUGGUGAUGACAAUAAGUGAGCCACCGGCAAAUCCUGUAGCAGCGAACUCCGCUCCUAUGGCGGUGGAUAACAGUUCCUCGAAGGGGGAGCAGACUACUCCUAAUGGUAACAGCUUGCAACAACCACCAAUCUCGUAUGCUAAAGCGGUGGCUGGAGCCGACCAACAAGGACCCCCUAACAGCACAGGUUUGGACUCCGGUGGGCGAACAUGA
Messenger RNA from Linum trigynum, 273 nucleotides. The record is from the annotation of a GenBank genome assembly. Lineage: Eukaryota; Viridiplantae; Streptophyta; Magnoliopsida; Malpighiales; Linaceae.